Molecule: messenger RNA, 1509 nt
Organism: Indicator indicator
Lineage: Eukaryota; Metazoa; Chordata; Aves; Piciformes; Indicatoridae
Gene: CACNB4
Product: calcium voltage-gated channel auxiliary subunit beta 4
Exons: 14
Coding region: 1-1509 (502 amino acids)
Biological process (GO): chemical synaptic transmission; regulation of voltage-gated calcium channel activity; calcium ion transmembrane transport
Cellular component (GO): voltage-gated calcium channel complex
Molecular function (GO): high voltage-gated calcium channel activity; protein binding
Source: RefSeq, a predicted model, not a curated record
AUGGCCGCGGUGACGAGGGGCACGGCGACGAGGAGAAGCCGGCUGAAGCGUUCGGACGGCAGCACCACCUCCACCAGCUUCAUCCUGCGGCAGGGCUCAGCAGAUUCAUACACAAGCAGACCCUCAGACUCUGAUGUCUCUUUGGAAGAAGACAGGGAAGCAAUCCGCCAAGAGAGAGAGCAGCAAGCAGCUAUACAGCUUGAGAGGGCAAAGUCCAAACCAGUAGCAUUUGCUGUCAAGACAAAUGUGAGUUACUGUGGAGCCCUGGAUGAAGAUGUUCCUGUCCCAAGCACUGCCAUCUCUUUUGAUGCCAAGGACUUCCUACACAUUAAAGAGAAAUACAACAAUGACUGGUGGAUAGGAAGGCUGGUGAAGGAGGGCUGCGAGAUUGGCUUCAUUCCAAGCCCACUGCGGCUGGAGAACAUCCGCAUCCAGCAGGAGCAGAAGAGAGGACGGUUCCAUGGAGGGAAAUCAAGUGGCAAUUCUUCUUCAAGUCUUGGAGAAAUGGUUUCUGGCACAUUUCGAGCCACACCUACUUCCACAGCAAAGCAGAAACAAAAAGUGACAGAACACAUUCCCCCAUAUGAUGUAGUGCCAUCAAUGAGACCUGUUGUCUUGGUGGGACCAUCACUAAAAGGCUAUGAGGUGACAGACAUGAUGCAGAAAGCUCUCUUUGACUUCCUGAAGCACAGGUUUGAUGGGAGGAUAUCAAUAACCAGAGUGACAGCUGACAUUUCUCUUGCUAAGAGGUCUGUUCUAAAUAAUCCAAGCAAGAGGGCAAUAAUUGAGAGGUCAAACACGAGAUCCAGUUUGGCUGAAGUCCAGAGUGAAAUUGAGAGGAUCUUUGAGCUGGCAAGGUCCUUACAGCUGGUUGUCCUGGAUGCAGACACUAUCAAUCACCCUGCCCAGCUUAUCAAGACAUCUUUAGCACCAAUUAUUGUCCAUGUCAAAGUGUCUUCACCAAAGGUUUUGCAGCGCCUGAUUAAAUCUCGAGGGAAGUCCCAAAGCAAACACUUGAACGUGCAGUUGGUGGCAGCUGAUAAACUUGCACAAUGCCCACCAGAAAUGUUUGAUGUCAUUUUGGAUGAGAACCAGCUGGAGGAUGCUUGUGAGCACUUGGCAGAGUACCUGGAGGCAUACUGGCGUGCUACCCACACCACCAGCAGCACGCCCAUGACCCCUCUCCUGGGGAGGAAUUUGGGAUCCACCGCGCUCUCCCCGUACCCCGCCGCAAUCUCUGGCUUGCAGAGCCAGCGGCUGAGGCACAGCAGCCACUCCACUGAGAGCUCUCCAGUCGAGCGCCGAAGCCUAAUGACCUCAGAUGAGAACUACCACAACGACAGGGCUCGGAAGAGCAGGAACCGCUUGUCUUCCAGUUCCCAACACAGCCGAGACCACUAUCCUCUGGUGGAAGAAGAAUACUCUGACUCCUACCAGGACACUUACAAACCCCACAGGAACCGAGGCUCCCCGGGAGGAUACAGCUGCGACUCACGACACAGGCUUUGA